CGAAGCUCGAGUGAGUUCUUCGAAUUGGAGAACUACUGGAUUCAAGAAUAAGUCAGAUAAUAUGGAAGCAAUCAAGGCGGCUGGGACGUAUUUCGUCUCCUACAUCCAGAAAACGUGGCUGGUAAACUACGCAUAUAAACUGCACCAAACUACUCACUACGCCUCCCCGGGCUUCUUGCUAACCAUCGCUUGUCCGAUCCUCUUCGCUCUGCAAGGCGCCGUGGUGAAUAAGUCUGGCGUCACUGUGGACUCGGGAGUGGCCCAUGCUGUGCUCUGGACUGUGCUCGUUGGCAUACGAUUCAACAUCAUCAAGCAAUGGUCUCUCGGUGAGGACCGUCCGUUUUGGUGGGUGUCGGAAUCGCCUCACUUCACGUGGCAACGUAUCCCCGACUUACGCCAGUUUCCCGUCACUUGUUUGACCAGCCCCGCGGCUCCGCUCUUCAGCCUCUUGGCCGCGGGGGCUGGAAUCGUGAUCGUGAAUGCCGCUGUGAAGCUCAUAAAAUCCAUAGAGUUCAAGAACGCAAGACAACGACGCUGGAUUGUCAUUGGCACGUGGCUGAGUUUCGGAGUGUUUGUCGGUUCGGUGGCUGAGGCAGAAAUGUUGUUCUUGACGAAUUUUCCCCAUCAAGUUGCUAUCUCGCUUGCUAUUGGUUUGUCUAUUGGGUACGUUGCCACCCGCAGAAGUUUCUCACGCGUUGCAAGCAUCAAGAAAAUCUUACUUGUAAACUUAGUCAUCAUGGCCCUCUGCUACUUGGCCAUGUGGAGAGGUGAAGCCAUUGCUACAUUCAACGAUUACCAGAAACUGGUAUUCAAAUGGUGCCAAAGAAGAGAAUGGAUGCAGAUUGACCCAAGUCCGCUCCUCGACUCAUUCCUUUACACGGGAUGA
This is a messenger RNA of Hyalella azteca, 886 nucleotides long. Its product is annotated as glucose-6-phosphatase 3-like. The transcript has 7 exons. Gene Ontology annotation, cellular component: membrane. The coding region runs from base 62 to 886 and encodes 274 amino acids. NCBI's taxonomy places the organism in Eukaryota, Metazoa, Arthropoda, Malacostraca, Amphipoda, Hyalellidae. Gene Ontology annotation, molecular function: glucose-6-phosphatase activity. The record is from RefSeq and is a predicted model, not a curated record. Gene Ontology annotation, biological process: gluconeogenesis; glucose 6-phosphate metabolic process.